UCUCGAAUUGUUUCUAGUUUCUAUACACCUGUAGUAAACGAAUGCACACACGCACAGGUAUAUUUACCUCUCCUCCCAAUUCUUGGAGGGGGUCUCCAACGUGUUUGUUAUAUAGCCGGGUGAUAUGGCUGAUGGCUGAUAGCAGCUUCAGCGGGUCAACAUAGAAGAGAGAGUGUGAAACCAUCCUCUCCUUCUUUCGAUAUAUCUGUAAACACAACUAACGGAACAAGUUGUUCAAAUAAUUUUUUUCGAGAAUACAGACAAAUUAUUUCUAAUUCGAUAUGAUCGUUUGAGAAUCGCGUGUGGUGAUUUUUUAAGUUUGGAUUUUGUGUAUUUUGUUUAGAAUUUUGGAAGGUAUGACUUCUGGGGUCAAUCAAACUGUUAUAAAAAAUCCAACAUGGUGGAGGCGGCGGACGAAUAUGGAGAGGUGCCUCACCUUAUCGACAGGCAUCGCCCUUCUUAUUGGAAUCUCAUUAGUCAUAGCUCUAGCCACAGUUAUAUGCAGUAGGAAUCAAGAAGUUAGUCAUAGGCCGUAUACAGCAGAACCUUUACAAGGGAAAAUAGUAACGAUUACUUCACCGGAUCAAGACGAACCCGAGAAAGUAUGUCUAACUGCAGGCUGUAUACACACCGCGUCUCGGGUCUUGGAAUAUAUGGACGAAACUGUGGAUCCGUGCGACGAUUUCUAUCAAUUCACGUGUGGGAAUUUUAUCAAGACUACCAAUAUCCCUGACGAUAAAUCGUCAGUAACUUCCUUCAGUAUUAUUAACGAUAUGUUGAUGGAGCAGUUGAGGACCAUGAUCGAGGAACCCGUCCAGGAAAACGAACCUAAACCUUUUAAGCUCACCAAGAAAUUAUACAAGGCGUGCAUGAACAAAACUCUUAUAGAAGAGGAAGGAAUGACCACGAUUAACGAUAUUCUAAAGCAACUUGGUGGAUGGCCCGUAUUAGAAGGCAAGAAUUGGAACGAACGUGAAUUCGAUUGGAAAACGUCUGUUUCUAAAUUCAGAACCGUCGGAUACGGCGUCGAUUAUUUUAUUGAUUUUUCCGUCGUGAGUGAUGUUAAAAAUUCUACGAGAAGGGUUAUUGAUUUGGACCAAGCAUCUUUAGGAUUAAGAAGAGAAUUUCUGAUAAAAGGCUUUGAAGAUAAGAUAGUGAAAGCCUAUUACGAUUACAUGGUGGACUUGGCUGUUCUUUUCGGCGCCGACAGGCAGAAGGCCACUACCGAAUUAAAAGCCUCGCUAGAAUUUGAAAUGCAACUGGCAAAGAUAUCGCUACCUAGCGAAAAAAGGCGUAACAUGACCGCUUUGUACAAUCCCAUGUCUAUUGAACAGCUCCAAGAAAAAUUCCCGAGUAUCCCAUGGGUCGAAUAUAUCAAUAACCUUCUUGCUCCUGAUACUCAUGUCGAAACUGGUGAAUUGAUUAUUGUAAAUGUUCCUUCUUACUUGAAGUCUUUUGAAUUGUUGGUGGAGAAGACUCCCAAAAGAGUGCAAGCUAACUACGUCAUGUGGAGAGCAGCAGCUAAUUCUGUAUCGUAUCUAACAGAUCGACUCAGAAAAAGACAAUUAGAUUACACGUCUGUAAUUACUGGCAAGACCGAACGGGAACCCAGAUGGAAGGAAUGCAUUGACAUUACCUCAGGAAGUUUGUCUAUAGCCGCUGGCGCCCUCUACGUCAGAAAAUACUUCAACGAACAAGCUAGAAAGAACGCUCAAGAAAUGGUGAAGGACAUUCGAUCGCAGUUCGAAGAGAUUCUCAAAGUGGUCGAUUGGAUGGACGAUGAAACCAGAAUGAACGCUUUGGAUAAGGCGAAAUCUAUGACGACGCAUAUCGCUUACCCGGAUGAAUUGUUGGAUGAUCAAAAAUUGAUCGAAUUUUACGAUGGAUUGGAAAUUAGUUCGGAAAAAUACCUGAAGUCUGUUUUGAAUCUCACAUUAUUUGGCACAAGAUUUUCAUUCAAACGUUUGAGACAACCUGUAAACAAAACCGACUGGAUCACUCAUGGAAGGCCUGCUGUCGUCAACGCUUAUUAUUCCUCAAUUGAAAACAGUAUUCAAUUCCCAGCCGGUAUUCUACAGGGUGCUUUUUUCAACGCUGACAGACCACGUUACAUGAAUUACGGAGCUAUCGGCUUCGUGAUCGGUCACGAAAUCACCCACGGCUUCGAUGACCAAGGUAGACAGUUCGACAAAAAUGGUAAUCUAGUCGAUUGGUGGCAGGAAAUAACGAAAAAACGAUUCGUCGAAAAAGCCCAAUGCAUCAUCGAUCAGUAUGCAAAUUACAGUGUCCCGGAACUCGGUUUAAACCUAAAUGGAAUCAACACCCAAGGAGAAAAUAUAGCAGACAAUGGAGGGAUCAAGGAAUCGUAUUUAGCAUACAAUAAAUGGGUCAAAAAGCACGGAGAGGAACCCAAACUUCCAGGACUGAAAUACACCCCCAAACAACUUUUCUGGAUAUCAGCCGCGAACUCGUGGUGUUCCAAAUACAGACCUGAAUCACUGAAGUUGAGGAUUUUAACGGGAUACCAUUCGCCUAGCCAGUUUAGAGUGUUGGGACCGAUGAGCAAUUCCGAGUAUUUCAUUAAAGACUUUAAUUGCCCGACAGGUACGAACAUGAACAGGGCUAAGAAGUGUCUGGUGUGGUAAUAAACGAAACAUUGUUUUUUUGUUUUAAUUUGUUGAAAGAAAAUUCUGACGAAAGGAAUUUGAAAGUCUUCCUAUUUAUAUUAUUUGUUAUAUUUAAAUGUAGGAUUUUUAAAUUGAUAAUAAGAAUGUUGUGUAGUUUUAAAAUGAUGAGAUAUUACUGUAUUUUUGAUAUUUUGUUUAUUUUAUGACGGAGAGAAAG
Messenger RNA from Psylliodes chrysocephalus, 2844 nucleotides. The record is from the annotation of a GenBank genome assembly. Lineage: Eukaryota; Metazoa; Arthropoda; Insecta; Coleoptera; Chrysomelidae.